Messenger RNA from Polypterus senegalus (gray bichir), 1223 nucleotides. Its product is annotated as retinoblastoma-binding protein 5. Gene Ontology annotation, cellular component: Set1C/COMPASS complex. The transcript has 9 exons. The record is from RefSeq and is a predicted model, not a curated record. The coding region runs from base 120 to 1208 and encodes 362 amino acids. Gene Ontology annotation, molecular function: protein binding. Lineage: Eukaryota; Metazoa; Chordata; Cladistia; Polypteriformes; Polypteridae.
UGAGGCGCCAGUCGUCUCUUUUUGUUUUGAUGAUACAAAUAUGGUGAAAGGAAACGGGUCCAUUAAGGAGUACCGAUCGUUUUAAAACGAAGUAGGAUCGGGAGGUCAAUCAGUAAAAGAUGAAUCUAGAGCUCUUGGAGUCCUUUGGACAGAAUUAUCCAGAGGAAGCUGAUGGCACCCUGGACUGCAUCAGCAUGGCCCUUACAUGCACUUUUAAUCGAUGGGGAACAUUGCUUGCUGUUGGCUGCAAUGAUGGUCGAAUAGUAAUCUGGGAUUUCUUAACCAGAGGAAUUGCCAAAAUCAUCAGUGCUCACAUCCAUCCAGUGUGCUCCCUAUGCUGGAGUCGAGAUGGGCACAAACUUGUCAGUGCUUCCACAGACAACAUUGUCUCACUCUGGGAUGUGCUGACUGGAGACUGUGAUCAGAGGUUUCGUUUUCCAUCACCUAUUCUCAAAGUGCAGUUUCACCCUCGAGACCAAAACAGAGUACUGGUGUGUCCCAUGAAAUCGGCCCCCGUUCUGCUGACUCUUUCAGACUCUAAGCAUGUAGUUCUACCUGUGGAUGAUGACUCAGAUCUAAAUGUGGUUGCAUCCUUUGACAGACGAGGAGAGUAUAUCUACACUGGCAAUGCCAAGGGCAAGAUAUUAGUUUUAAAAACAGACUCUCAGGAUUUAGUGGCUUCCUUCCGUGUCACCACAGGCACCAGUAAUACUACAGCAAUUAAGUCCAUUGAAUUUGCACGUAAGGGGAGCUGUUUCCUGAUCAAUACAGCUGAUCGAAUCAUCCGCGUGUAUGACGGCCGUGAGAUCUUGACAUGUGGUAGAGAUGGAGAGCCAGAGCCCAUGCAGAAGCUACAGGACUUGGUCAACCGAACUCCGUGGAAAAAAUGCUGCUUUUCAGGUGACGGGGAGUACAUUGUAGCUGGUUCAGCAAGACAGCAUGCCCUCUAUAUUUGGGAGAAGAGCAUUGGCAACCUUGUCAAGAUUCUUCAUGGCACCCGGGGAGAGCUACUACUGGAUGUAGCUUGGCAUCCUGUUAGGCCAAUCAUUGCAUCCAUUUCCAGUGGUGUUGUAUCUAUUUGGGCCCAAAACCAGGUGGUGAGUAUCUGGUCUGCUGUAUACUCUGCCGAGACCCUUUUCACAUUUUUUUCACAAAUUGUACUAUUCAACGUUUUUAAAAAAGGAAGCAAAAUAUAUGAAAAAAAAUAAAUACACUUUACAAUC